AUGCCGGAAUCCGGUCCUUGCAGUCGAGGUGAUGACUCAGCCGGUAACCGCUCCGCGCGGCUGGAUUUGAACCUCGAGUAUUCCGCGCAGCCCUGUAUUGCGGAGCUUAGCGCGGAGCAACGGGCGGAAGGCUGCGCGGGAGCGAGGAGUUCCGCAGAAAGGCGGGAAUCCCUUGCGGGGAGGGGGGAUUUUUCCGCGGCGAGGGGAUUUUUGGUUACAGCCGCGGCGGUGGGGGAACCGUCGGCUGAAGAUGACACCGCAGGGUCGGGGGAAACACCGGUGGGCGGAGCGGGUGGCGGAGCGGAGGCGGAAGAGUCGGAGGGCGGAGGCGCGGAAGAGCCGGCGGCGCUAGACGACCUCGUCGGAAGGGCGUCGCGCUUUGCGCAGAGACUGGCGCAGCGGAGACUCCAGGCGGCGGGGGAACGCGCAGGGGGAGACGCGCAGGCUGGCGGAAGGGGAAGCGGUGGCGGAAACAGCAGCGGCGGCGCAGGCGCUGGCGGAAGAGAAGGCGCGGACCACACCCGCGCGGGGGGGACGGCGGGGGGAAGCGGGGAAGGCGGAGUAGGGGGAAGCGGGGGGGACAGCGGGGGGGGCUUUCAGGCUAUUUUAGCGGCAAUAGGGGCGGGUGGGGAUGAUGAGACCGCAGGGGGGGAUGGCGACACGGAAAACGAGUGUGAUAAUAGUGAGGACGAGGAUAAAGAGGAGAGUGGUGAUACUAGCGAGGAUUCUAGCAGUGACGACAGUGAUGAUUCGGAUGGGGAGGAGGGAGAAGGGGAGGACAAAGGGGAGAGCAGCAGUAGCGGAGAGAGCAGUGACGAGAACGACAAUAGCGAGGAUGACAGUAGCGAGGAUGAUGGUAACGCGUACGGCAACCAGGCGGGCAGGGGGAGCGAGUUUUGGUUCACGUUCGGCGCGCGGACAGGGAUGAGCGACGAGGGGGAGGCGGAGGCGGAGGCGAGGGAAGGGGGCGCGCGGGGGAGGGGGAGCAGGGGCAAGCGGAAGGGGUGGGUGAGUCGGAAGGAGGCUGCGCGCGCGUUCAGGGCGCAUCCCGUGGCGCAUGCGACGCGCGUAUGGUCUUCCGCGCAUGGCAAGACCUCCGCGCUCUGCAGGAAACGGCGGAAUGGGGGGAGUGGGGGAUGCGGGGGGAGCGGGGGGAGCGGACCGGAGGAAGCGCGGAAACAGGCAGAGAUGGGUGCACUGUGGAAUUUUGGAGGGACGGGGGAGGGGGAGGGGGAGAGGGGGGAAGGGGAGGCGAAGGGGGAGAAGCGGAAGGGGAAGGGGGAGAAGAGGGGUGCAGAGCGGUGUGACACAGUGAACGUGCACCAGAUGCUGCUGUCGCGAGAAGUGAACGUGUCGAAAUUCGGGCGCUUCUCUGAGUCGGACCGGUGUCACUUGGCGCAGUCCUUCCUGCCAUGUGACGGCCCCAUGGUGGUGGACAAGGUGGCGUCGCGUGCUUAUAUUGGCCAGUUCAGCGGGGAUGGAGACCUGUUCGUGGCUGGUUUCCAGGACCGUCGGAUUCGCGUGUACGAUGUGGAUCGAGGGUGGGCGUUAAGGAAGGAUGUGAUUGCUCGCAACCUGCGAUGGACCAUCACCGACACUGCACUCUCUCCUGACCAACGAUUCCUGGUGUAUGCAUCCAUCACGCCCAUCGUGCAUCUGGUGAACGUCGGCUAUGGGAGCGGGGAGGUUGAGUCGCUUGCUAAUGUCACGGACAUUCACGAGGAGCUGAACUUCACAGCAGUGGAAUCGAGACGCAGGGAGCGCAGCUUUGGCAUCUGGUCGCUGCAAUUCUCAUCCGACGGUCGGGAGCUCAUCGCGGGCAGCAGCGAUCGCUCGCUCUAUGUCUUUGACCUGGAGAGAAACCAGCCCAUUCUUCGAGACGAUGUGAACGCAGUGGCAUUCGCGGACGAGACCUCGCAGCUCAUCUACUCGGGCAGUGACGAUCGCAUCUGCAAGGUGUGGGACCGCCGCCUGCUUGACAACACCGAGCCCAUCGGCCCGUUGCGACUGCUCGACCCUGUUGGACCUCCUCCCUUCAGUCACUCUGCUGGCGGUGCUGCUAGCGCUGCUAGUUCUGCUGCUGCUGGUGCUGCUGGUGCUGGCGCUGGUGCUGGUGCUGCUGGUGUGGGACUAUCGCUGGAUGGACUACCCCGGGAGGGGAAUGAGGGUCGCACACCCCAGCGACCAUGGGACUAUCGUUGGAUGGACUACCCGGGCAGGGGCAUGAGGGUCGCACACCCCAGCGACCAGUCACUCAUGACGUACCGCAACCACCACGUGCUGCAGACGCUCAUCCGCUGCUACUUUUCCCCUCUGCACUCCACGGCCCAGCGAUUUGUCUACUCUGGGUCGCACGACGGUGCUGUGUAUAUCUUUGACCUGUUGACAGGAAAGCAAGUGGCAAAGCUGAAGCACCACGGGUCGACUGUCCGGGACUGCUCCUGGCACCCCACACGGCCGGCUCUAGCGUCGGUGGGGUGGGACGGCAAGGUGGCUGUGUGGGAGAGCUUUCACGGGGAGACGCCGCCUGAAUGCAAGAAGAUGCGGCAGAUUCCCUGUAAGGGAGGGGGCGCUGGCGACGGUGCAGGGACAGGGGGCAUGCGGCCAGCCCUGGCGUCGGUGGGGUGGGAUGGCAAGGCGGCCCUCUGGGAGAGCUUUCACGGGGAGACUCCUCCUGAAUGCAAGAAGAUGCGGCAGAUCCCCCAAGGCAUACUCCUCCCAUUGCUCAUGGGGAUAGCUGUGGCAAUAGAGGAGGUUGGGGAGGUGAUGGGAGAGGAGAAGAGGAGGUGGUGGGGAAGGGGCAUUGGUGCUGGUCGGUGCAGCCCCCUCCCUUUCCCAAUUUCUCCCCCGUUUCCUGCCCCAGUACUAUCCGCUUCCGGCAAGGCAGGCUACUCUGCUGUGAAUGCGGUGAAGGUGGGGAAGGUCAGAGAUGGCAGUGAAGCUGGGCUGGCGAAGGGAGAGGUUGGAAGGAGUGUGCAUGCAUGCAUGUUUGUGUUCGGGUGGGCGGCUUGA
Molecule: messenger RNA, 3012 nt
Organism: Closterium sp. Naga37s-1
Lineage: Eukaryota; Viridiplantae; Streptophyta; Zygnematophyceae; Desmidiales; Closteriaceae
Source: the annotation of a GenBank genome assembly